Dunckerocampus dactyliophorus (ringed pipefish) is the source of this 5146-nucleotide messenger RNA. RefSeq names its product protein transport protein Sec24C. Bases 350 to 3022 code for a protein of 890 amino acids. Gene Ontology annotation, cellular component: COPII vesicle coat; endoplasmic reticulum exit site. NCBI's taxonomy places the organism in Eukaryota, Metazoa, Chordata, Actinopteri, Syngnathiformes, Syngnathidae. Gene Ontology annotation, biological process: endoplasmic reticulum to Golgi vesicle-mediated transport; COPII-coated vesicle cargo loading; intracellular protein transport. Gene Ontology annotation, molecular function: zinc ion binding; SNARE binding. The transcript is spliced from 21 exons. The record is from RefSeq and is a predicted model, not a curated record.
UUUCGCCUUUUGUUUUGAAAUGAAUCCCGGAAAUGCGUUUUCCUGCCGUAAGGAAGCAUGAUGAUGGGCUAACGUCUGACAUGCUAGCAAGCUUGGUUCCUUUCCUGCCAGUUCAUUGUCGAUAAAAGGUGAUGUGUUUGUGUCAUCAUUUAAUUGGAACGUAAAGGUUCCGGAAAGCAGACUGACUUGAACCUCUGCAGGUGUUGUUCUGUCUACGGGGCAGUGAGAUGAAGCCCCGCACGCAAUGACUGCUACUUCCGCCGUCAGGCAAAGGAAAACGCUCCAUCUACGCCCGGUUUAUUGGCCCCGCCUCCAAUUAGAAUUUGACGAAUCGGAUGCCGAGUAACGGAUGAUGGACGUCCCCGCAGCCAAUCAGGCCCAAACACCCUCCGCAAUGUGGGCGGGUGCCAGUAGCUGCCACACCGCUUCCAAGCACCCGCGGCCUCUCUGCACUAGUCCUCUUACCGGCUUCCAGCAUCUCAACCUGGGCUCGGCCUCUGACCAGGCUCCGCCAUUUCCUCCGCCUGGGCAAACAUCCCCUUGGGCCCCAUACAGCUGUCACCCGGGAGCAUGCGGCUCCAUCCUCACACCCCCCUGCGUAAAUGGUCCUCAUUCACCACCUUAUACCACUGGAGCCAUACCCGAAUUUGUCCCCGAUGCACAUGAGAGGAACACAGUGGAGCAGUCCCCAAACUCAGAGUCCCGUUACGGACUGGACCCAGAGCUGCUUCCCAGUGCCGUGAAAGUGAUGGCAGACGACAGGGCGGAGUGGGAAGGGAAGGUUUUUGUCUCGGAGCCUUUUUGUCCUCUCCCUCCUCUCCCGACCACUUCCUGCAUGGUGGAGGACAGGGGUAGCGCCAGCCCCAACGCCAUCCGCUCCACCACGUACUGCCUUCCCCACGACGGUCCGACUGCCCUGCUCGCCCGCCUGCCGCUGGCUGCGCUGAUUGCACCUCUGGCCAGACAGAACCUAAAGAAGCCUCUGCCAGUAUGCACGGAGGAAGUGUGCGUGAAGGGUUGCCGUUGGUGUGGAGCAUCCAUGUGCGCCGCCAUGUGCUGGCAGGACUGUGGGCAGAGGUUCUACUGCCCCUUUUGUGGGAAACUCACUGAAGUACCUUGGCAACACUACCAGCCCACAGAAGGCGUGGACGGGGCUCGGCUUGAUCGACAGCAGAGGCCCGAACUCCACAUGGGAUCCUACGAGGUCCUUCGUGCCCCCCAGGGUGAAGCGGCCGCACUGCUCCUGGCCAUGGACGUGUCGGCUACAGCUCUGAGAGGCGGCCAUUUGGAGUUUGUGACGAAGCAAAUACAAGCUCUGCUCACCUCUCUGCUCAGAGAGGAGGGCGGGGCCUCCUGGUCGGACGUCCGCGUGGGUCUGCUGACGUACGACAGCAGGGUCCAGCUGUAUGACCUCAGCCCCGCCCUGUCCCGCCCGCACAUGUUGGUCCUCACUGAGACGGAAGAGGAGAUGCAGCUCCCUGCCAGGGAGGGGCUGCUGGUCCCCUUGAAGGACUGCGUUGACGCCAUCGUCAGCGUCUUGCAGCUCAUUCCGCAGUUUGGUCCAGAGGGGGACGACUCGGCAGGCGUCCCCGUGGACCUGCCAGUCAAAGCAGGACUUGCAGUGCUGCAGACCCUCAUGUGUCCUGGCAAGCUGCUCGUCUUCCACGCUGCCCCGCUAAUAGAGACGGGACGUGCUCAGACCUCCUCAGGCUUCUUUGGCGCCAGCAGGACUAAGUCCAUCUUCCAGCCGCCGGAGGACGCCGUCACGUUGGCCAAGGUGUGUGUCAGUCAGGGCUGCAGCGUUCACCUGUUUGUCCUCUCCCAGCAAGACGUGGGCGGGGCUUGGCCGGGGCACGUCCCCUAUCUGACCGGCGGCGCGCUGUACACCUUCAACCACCUGCAGGGGCAUUUGGCCCGGGAGCGCUUCAGCAGCACCCUGAGACGUGUCGCCCAGGCUGAUGUUGCCUACCAGGCUGAGCUGAGCUUGUUUGUCAGCAAAGGUUUGCGGGUCUCCGGUUGUUACGGGCUCUUUGUCCCCGGUCCCAGCCCGAGCCAGGUUGCCAUGGCAACCCUCGACUGGCAGACAACGCUGGCUGUGCAGCUGGCACACGGUGGCGCCCUGGAUGAGACGAGAGGUGUCUCCAUACAGGCCGUCCUGACGUACAGCACCCGGGAUGGGGAGCGGCGCUCCAGGGUGCACACGCUGAUGCUGCGAUGCUCGCGACACCUGCAGGACGCCUUCCGCCACUGCCAGGCCCAAACGCUGCUCACCUUCUAUUGCAAGAAGAUGUACUGUGCCGUGCUGGAGCGCCCUCUACAGGAGCUGCGCGAGGAGCUGCAGACAGACCUAACGGAAGCGCUGGCGUCCUACCGUAAACAUGCCUGCUCCGCCUCGGUGUCCGCUGGUCAGCUUGUCCUCCCCCAGGGCCUGCGAGCGCUUCCUGUUUACAUCAACAGUCUGAGGAAGAGCGAAGUGCUGCUGCCGGGCCUGCGCACCUCCUCCGUCCAUCAGCGGCUGCAGCAGCGCUGUGAGGUCCUGCGAUUGGACACCUCGGCCAGCGCCACGCACUUCUACCCGCUGCUUCUGCCUCUGCCGCCGUCACCCGCCAACCGCGAGCCUUUGAACCAGGAGGAGGCGCUGCGCUGCUCUGGCGUCAGCCUGCACCCUGGCGGCGUGUAUUUGGUGCAUGCGCCCCACACCCUCCUGCUCUGGGUCGGCGCCCGGGUCCCGGCGGGCACCCUGGCGGAGCUCUUCAACACCAGCUGCUUUUCGUCGCUGCACUCUGGAGAGACCAAGCUGCCCGUCCUGGACAACCCUUUUUCUCUCAAUGUUCGAGCCCUCAUCCACACGCUGGACUCUGACGCCCCGUGCGCCCGCGAGCUGCUGCUGGUGAAGCAGGGAGACGCCUGCGAGGAGCUCCUGCAGUGCCACCUAGUGGAGGACAAGAGCCCCAACGGGGGCGCAUCCUACGCCGACUUCCUCUACCAUCUGCACGUCAACUCUGUGCGCCUGCUGCAGUGACUCCUACAGUACACGUCUUGAUUUAUUUUAUUUCUACUUGAUGUCCUGAACGCAGCACGGUGGCGCCUGGUUUCGUCUCCCAGUUGGAAUCCACACUGGAGCAUCUCUGUGUGGAGUUUUUGCAUGGUCUCCCCAUGCUGACGUGGCUCCGAAAACAUGCAUGUUUGGCUAGUUGGAGACUGGAAAUUGCCCUACGGAGCCCCCGAAGAGACAUGGAGGGGAAAAAAAUUUAUGGGUAAAAAGGGGCAGAAUUUUUUCAAGACCUUGCAAAACUUUUGACACCACACAUUUGCAUUAUCUCACAGAGGUUUUGUGUUGUUUAGCAAAAGUUUGCAUUCUCGCAAAAGUAUUGCAUUAUCUCGCAAAGGUUUUAUGUUAACUCGCAAAAUAUUGUACUCUUUCGCAAAAGUUUUGCAUUAUCUCACAAAAGUACUUCAUUGUCUCGCAAAACUAUUGCGUUAUCUUGCAGAAGUAUUGUGUUAUCUCGCAAAAGUUUUGUGUUAUCUAACAAAAUAUUGUACUAUCUUGCAAAAGUGUUGCCUUAUCUCUCAAAAGUAUUGCAUUAUCUAUCUUGCAAGCAUUUGCGAGCUCUCACAAAUUUUUAGUAAUUUUUUUUUAACAUCAAUUUUUUCUUCUCCAUGUGCCCCCACGGGCUCAGUAAUACCCUGCCUCUCGCCCAAAAAAGCUGCGAUGGGGUCCAGCUCACCCCUGACCGUAAUAAGGGCAGCGCUAAAGAAAAAGGAUGGAUAAUAAUUGCUAUUUAUAAUUUUCACUCAUUCAUUCAUGGAUCUGUAUACAGUGUAGAUCUGUAAAUAAACCUCUGAAGCUUAAUUCAAAUCCUUGUUCUCGGAAGAGCAACAUAUUUAACAUUACUGGUGAUCAUUAAAUAUAUAUAUAAAUAAUUAAGAUGUAAUUAUGGCUUCCAGGUUGGCACAAUCAGCACAUAUCCAGUUUGUCGCUAUUUGGACAUUUGUUCGAUUUAACUGUUUAGUGUUUGCAGUGUGGUAGGUCGGCCAUGUUUGUGCAAUCUUUCGAACUGCCGCACACACAUUUUGACUUGUGUUUUUCAGUGCUAAAAAGCUAACCUAACUUGUAACACAUUUUAGGCAAGAAAAUAGCAUUUUCGCCGGCCAUCUUUGUGAAGUCUGUUAGGGACUUUUUGUUUUCAUUUCUAGCAUAUAGCAUCCCUGCAAAGGUUUUCACAUGCAGUGGAACCUUGGUUAGCGUACGCCCCUGUUAGCGGUUUCCAAUCCAAUCCACUUAAUUUAUAUAGCACAUUUUAUAAACACUGUUUCCAAAGUGCUGCACAGACUAGCAAAACCAUCAAUAAUAAGUAAAUAAAGGAAUGUAAAUGUAAAUAAGUAAAAAUUACGACAAUAAAAACUAAAAGAUCAAAUAAAAACAAAGAAGUACAACAGUAAAAUUGUCAUAGUUUGAGCUGCUGCUCUGUCGCCACCUUGUGGUUUGUCUUUGCAGCACACCUACCUGCCUAGGGGAGGAGUUUCCUGCCACACCUGUGUUCAGUCAUCGCUGGACUAUUUAACUCUCACAUUGUUUGCUUAGUAUUUGCCAGAUUGUCUUCUGACGUUCAGUUGCCAUGCUCUCGCUCUGUUACCUUGCAUACCUGGCCAAGUUUAGCUCUUGUGAGUAUUUCCAGUUCUAGACUUCCUUGCUUAGUCUCUUUUGUCUGCUUUACUGUUAACACUUCUAGUCUCGAGUCCUAUUUUGGUUAUACCUUGUUUUUUGCUCUGCUUACCUAGCCCAUGUUUUUGUACCUGGCUCUUGCUUCAGUUUUUGCUACUUCUGUUUUGUACAUUUUUGUUAUAGUAUUUUUUCCGUUGUGCAUUUUUCCUGCCUGGUCUGUGCAGCGCCAUUAGUUCCGCCUUUUGCUACCUUUAGUUUUCUGCCUACCUUAUUGUGCAGCUUCCUUAGUCCUUUUGUGUGUGUGUGUUUUCCCCGCGGCUGUGCCCGAGUCAUGCUUUUGGAACUGUGUAGCUCUACCACGACUAAGAGUAAUAAUAAAAUUUAUUAAAUUGCCAUUAGUGUGUUCUCUGCAUUUUGGAAUCCAAGCUGUAAGCCACCACGUGACAAAAAUAUUUAAAACAAGAAAUGGAAACAAAAGCC